ACCCUGACCCAAACCCUAGCUCCUCCGUCGUGGUCUGCGUUCUCCUCCCGCCCCCCCCCCCACCUCCGCCCCUCCAUGCGCGAGCUCGCCGCCUCCCACCACCUCGCCCAAACCCUAACCCUAGCCCCAACCUCCAAAACCUGCGUCUUUCUCCUCCUCUCCUCCUCCUCCACAUCCAAUCAGGCCAUCCACACUCACGAGUACCGAGCUUACUUGCUGACGAGGCCGUCGAUUCUCCGUCCGGUGUCCGUCGAUGUCAUCAACGUGGGUCCUAAGUUUAGGGGUCAGUACGGGGCGUUUUUGCCGGAGUCGUCGAUGGCAGGGUUUCCGUUGAUGCAGUGUAGGGCAAGGGUUUCGGACGAGGGGGAAGGGUAUAUGGACACGGAGAGUUCGAAUGCGAGCGAGAAUGUGGUGGAUUGGAGUGUGGAGGGGUUUGGGGUGGAGAGGUUGGAGGGGUUGAUGGGAGAGAAGGCGGCCGAGUACACGAGGGAGUUGGAGGACUUGUAUGGGAAGAUGAUGGGGAAGCUUGAGGGGUUGGUCAGGUUGGUGGAGGCGAGCUCGGUGAAGGUCCAUGAACAGGAGAGUCGAAUUUCAGUGUUGCAAAGGAAAAUGGCAGGUCUUGAUUAAUGAGUCCUGUGUUGUGAGGUCGUUUUUGUGCCAGAAGACGGAAGCCCUCAAAGAUGAAAACAUUUUCAUGGGAUGAAAGCGCCAGAUGCGGCGGCUAACUGGUUAUGCUCUUUUGGAAUGUUGUAUUAUCCAGUCUCUUAAAUGUAAAUUGCAAGUUAUAAUGACUUUUAUUCUUAUAGAGGGUGUUUGUUGUGAGGAUCUGUUCGCGAGAUCACUAAGAUGCAUCAGCUUUGUUGGAUUUGUGCAUGGCGGAUCCCAACCAUUGAUUAGGGACCCAUGAUUAUGAAGAUUCAUGAGGCUGAAGGCCUUUUCUUUUCUGUUGUUUCCUGUAUUUGUCGGGGAUGAAGUACAGUACAGUCGUGUGUGGAGUACAUCUAUUCCUGGGUGAUUACAGUUGGUUGAUUCUGGGUGAACAAUGCAUGGAACCAAUGUUGGACAUAAUUUGUUCUGUAUUGAUUCAAAUAUCACUUGGG
This is a messenger RNA of Asparagus officinalis (garden asparagus), 1100 nucleotides long. RefSeq lists its product as uncharacterized. The annotation marks the transcript as partial. Gene Ontology annotation, molecular function: polyubiquitin modification-dependent protein binding. Lineage: Eukaryota; Viridiplantae; Streptophyta; Magnoliopsida; Asparagales; Asparagaceae. Gene Ontology annotation, cellular component: nucleus. The record is from RefSeq and is a predicted model, not a curated record. The transcript is spliced from 3 exons.